Bufo gargarizans (Asiatic toad) is the source of this 5597-nucleotide messenger RNA. RefSeq names its product neurexin 2 (gene NRXN2). NCBI's taxonomy places the organism in Eukaryota, Metazoa, Chordata, Amphibia, Anura, Bufonidae. The record is from RefSeq and is a predicted model, not a curated record. Gene Ontology annotation, molecular function: calcium ion binding. The transcript has 21 exons. Bases 1 to 5115 code for a protein of 1704 amino acids.
AUGUGGUCCUUUCUGUGUCUGUCUUCCCUCCUCUCCCUUCCCCUCUGUUCCCUUUCCCUCCAGUUUUAUGGGGCCCCUGGUCAAUGGGUCCGUUACUCUCGUCCUACAUUAGCAAGUGGUAAUGGAGGGUGGGGAGAAGACCUCACCUUCCGGCUUCGAACCAAUGCCAGCCGUGGCCUACUCCUUUAUCAAGAUGAUGAAGGUGACUGUGAUUUCUUGGAGUUAGCUCUUGAUGGAGGAAGGCCACGUUUGAGGUUCUCUAUCUCUUGCUCAGAGCCUGCAGUUGUACGUUUACCUCGCGUGGUAUCAGACGGGCUCUGGCAUGGUAUAGUAAUUGGAGGUAAUGGUCGGGAAGGGUGGUUGGCUGUAGAUGGAGAAAGAGGAGCAGCUGAAGUGCGUUCAAAGCGUAGAGAAAUGAUUCUUCGCAGUGACCUUUUUGUUGGUGGUCUCCCUUCUGAUCUACGUUUAUCAGCUUUAACCUUGGGUGGAGCCAAAUAUGAGCCACCUUUUCUGGGUGAAUUAGAAGGGCUAAGGUUGGGAGGAAGGCCAGCUCAGUUACUGGCUAGCCAGGGGGUAGGAGGAACAGAAGAAGAGGAAGAGAGGGGGGAAGAUCGGGAGAGGGUCAAUUCAUGUAGAGGAGCAAACCCCUGUCUCAAUGGAGGAAGAUGUCGAGAUGAUGUGGAGGGGGAUGUACGAUGUGACUGUCGGGACACUGGAUACCAUGGAGAAAAUUGCUCAGAAGAGGAUCGUGUGAUUGAAGUUCCAGCACAUCUGACGUUAAGCAACCAAGGAAAAGAAGAAUAUGCGGCUACAUUCCGAGGAAACGAGUUCUUCUGUUAUGACUUGUCCCACAGCCCAAUUCAGAGCAGCGCUGAUGAAAUUACCCUCUCCUUUAAAACCCUCCAGCGGAAUGGACUGAUGCUCCAUACAGGAAAGUCUGCAGAUUAUGUCAACCUUUCAUUGAAGAGUGGUGCCGUGUGGUUGGUCAUCAACCUUGGAUCAGGGGCCUUUGAGGCCCUAGUGGAACCCGUCAAUGGCAAAUUCAAUGACAACAGCUGGCAUGACGUCCGUGUCACAAGGAAUCUUCGGCAGCAUGCAGGCAUCGGACAUGCUCUGGUAAACAAACUCCAUUACCUGGUCACCAUUUCAGUUGACGGGAUUCUCACUUCAACUGGAUACACUCAAGAGGAUUACACCAUGCUGGGGAGCGAUGACUUCUUUUAUAUUGGUGGCAGUCCAAACACAGCGGAUCUCCCAGGGUCUCCUGUCAGUAAUAACUUUAUGGGAUGCCUUAAGGAUGUUGUAUACAAAAAUAAUGACUUCAAACUAGAGCUGUCCCGCCUUGCUGCUGAUGGUGAUUCAAAGAUGCGACUAAGUGGGGAACUUCUCUUCCGUUGUGAAAAUGUUCCUUCAUUGGAUCCUGUAACAUUUCAAGUUCCUGAAGCCUUUCUACGUCUUCCUCGAUGGGAGACCAAGAAAGCUGGAUCAAUAUCUUUUGACUUUAGGACCACAGAGCCCAAUGGUCUUCUACUUUUCAGUCAGGGAAGACCACGCACUGGAGGUGGCCCAGCACAAGCUGUUCCUGGAUCAGUGGCCACUGGUAGGCCGGAAAGACCACCAAAAGCAGAUUACUUUGCAGUGGAGUUACUUGAGGGCACACUCUAUCUACUGCUUGAUCUUGGUUCUGGAGGAAUUAAAGUGAAAGCAAGUCACAAAAAGGUCAAUGAUGGAGAGUGGUGCCAUGUUGACAUCCAGAGAGAUGGCAGGAAAGGUUCUAUCUCAGUUAAUAGUAGAAACACACCCUUCCAGGUUGGCGGUGAUAGUGAAAUUCUUGAUCUCGAUGGAGAAAUGUACUUAGGAGGUCUUCCAGAACCAAGAGAAGAUCUGCAGCUUCCCCCUGAAGUCUGGACAGCCUCCCUUGGCUUCGGAUUUGUUGGUUGUAUUCGGGACCUUUUUGUUGAUGGCAAAAGUAGAGACAUUCGACGGCUAGCUGAAUUAGCAGGGGCUGCAGGUGUUGCUUCCUUCUGUACUAAAGAAACCCAGCGCCAUUGUACAAAUUCCCCUUGUAGAAAUGGAGGUCAAUGUAGGGAAGGCUGGAACCGUUUUAUCUGUGACUGUGUGGGGACAGGAUACCUUGGGGACACAUGUGAGAGAGAAGCAGCAGUCCUGAGCUAUGAUGGCAGCAUGUACCUCAAGGUCCUGCUUCCUGGUGUUACUCACACAGAAGCAGAGGAUGUCUCUUUACGUUUUAUGUCCCAGCGAGCUUAUGGCCUUCUUCUGGCAACUACCUCCAAAGAGUCUGCAGACACACUCCGACUAGAACUUGAUGGAGGAAAAGUGAAGCUUACAGUAAACUUAGACUGUUUACGGAUAGUAUGCGGGCCCAGUAAAGGUCCAGAGACUUUGUAUGCUGGCCAAAAGCUAAAUGACAAUGAAUGGCACACAGUGCGAGUACUCCGCAGAGGGAAGUACCUUCAGCUCAGCGUGGACAAUGUCACCGUAGAAGGACAUAUGGCUGGUGAUCACACUCGACUAGAGCUUCACCACCUUGAAACAGGCAUAAUGACUGAACGCCGUUUCCUUUCAGCCCCACCUUCAAAUUUCUUGGGUCACUUAACAGCUCUUCGCUACAAUGGUGCCCCGUAUCUUGACUUAUGUCAGGAUGGUGAAUUAGGCAGACGUUGUGAACUCAAUGCUCGUGCCGGUGGUCUUCGUCCACUGUUAGCUGAUCCUGUAGUCUUUCGGUCUGGACCAGCCUACCUUGCCCUUCCGCGACUUCAAGCUUAUGCUUCUAUGCAUCUUCUCUUCAUGUUUCGAGGUCGACACCCAGAUGGACUUCUACUUUACAAUGGAGGUCAGGGGCCGGACUUUAUUGCUGUGGAGCUGGUGAAAGGGUAUAUACAUUAUGUCUUCGACCUCGGGAAUGGCCCUUCCUUGAUGAAAGGCAAUUCAGAGCGACCGCUGAAUGAUAACCAAUGGCACAGUGUUGCUGUCUCAAGAGAUCCAGGAAAUGCGCACACUCUAAGAAUCGAUGGAAGAACAGUCACACAGCACUCUACAGGGGCAAGCAAUCUAGAUCUAAAGGGUGAACUAUAUAUUGGCGGGCUCCCUAGAAAUAUGUACGCCACUCUGCCAAAGCUAGUAGCAUCUCGAGAUGGUUUUCAAGGCUGUCUUGCCUCUGUGGAUCUCAAUGGUCGCCUCCCUGAUCUCUUGGCUGAUGCUCUCCAUCGAGUAAGCCCUGUGGAUAGAGGAUGUGAUGGUCCCAGCACAACAUGCUCAGAGGAGUCCUGUGGCAAUCUUGGUGUAUGUCUACAACAAUGGGAUGGCUUCAUAUGUGACUGCACUAUGACCUCCUAUGGAGGACCCGUCUGCAAUGAUCCUGGUACCACAUAUAUAUUUGGAAAAGGGGGAGCGCUCAUUACAUACACCUGGCCGCCAAAUGAUCGACCUAGUACAAGAGCUGACCGACUUGCAGUUGGCUUCACCACACAGCAGAAGGAUGCAGUUUUACUUCGAGUGGACAGUGCUUCUGGUUUGGGAGACUACUUGCAGCUUCACAUAGACCAGGGCACAGUGGGCGUGAUUUUUAAUGUGGGCACAGAUGAUAUAACUAUUGAAGAACCAGGGGCCCUGGUGAGCGAUGGAAAGUAUCAUGUGGUCCGAUUUACCCGUAGUGGGGGUAAUGCUACCUUGCAGGUGGACAGCUGGCCAGUCAACGAAAGGUAUCCUGCAGGGAACCCAGAUAGUGAAAGAUUGGCGCUUGCCCGUCAGCGCAUCCCCUACCGCCUGGGUCGUGUUGUAGACGAAUGGCUGCUAGACAAAGGUCGGCAGCUCACCAUCUUCAACAGCCAGGCGGUCAUCAAGGUUGGAGGAAAGGACCAAGGACGUCCAUUCCAGGGUCAGAUAUCAGGCUUGUAUUACAAUGGCCUAAAAGUGCUGUCCCUCGCUGCAGAGAGUGACCCCAAUGUCAGGACAGAAGGCAAUCUAAUGCUUGUUGGUGAAGUUCCAUCAGUCAUGACCACAGAGACUACAGCCACUACACUUUUGGCUGACAUGUCUACCACCAUAAUGGAGACAACUACGACCAUGGCCACCACAACUACAAGGAAAGGGAGAUCCCCAACUAUGAGAGACAGCAUCACACAGAAUUCUGAUGACCUACUUGUAGCCUCGGCUGAGUGUCCCAGUGAUGAUGAAGAUUUGGAAGAAUGUGAGCCCAGCACUGGAGGGGAGUUAAUAUUACCUAUAAUAACGGAAGAUUCCUUAGAUACCCCUCCCAUUGCUACCCGAUCCCCUUUUGUACCUCCUCCCCCCACCUACCGAACUGUCCUCACACUGGACACCACCAAAGAUUCCUUGAGUGUUCCUUCCAACUUGAGGCCACCAUGCCCUUCUGAGCAAGAGGAUAGUGAUUGCGAGGAGGGGAUAGAGGUCUCUGGUUAUGCUUCAGGGGAGGUAUUUGAAUCAAGUUUCCCUCCUACUGAUGAUGAGGACUUCUAUACCAGUUUUCCAUUGGUAACUGAUAGAACCUUACUAUCUAGACCAGAUAGUGCAGCACGGAGACCUCCAGGAUCUCGGCCAAAUACAAGGGCAGGAGGUUCAACCUCCUCUCCUUAUGACCUUCUCACCUCCACCACAUCCCCAGACCAUGUCCAGAAUAUCCCUGCCGGCAAAAUGAAUAACAGGGAGCCCGCCAAACCCAAUAUAGACCAUUAUCCCCAUAUUCCUACGUCCUUCCAGCUAGAUAAGCUGAACAAACAGAGGUUUCCAUCUAUAACUUCAUCCCCUAAUUUCCAAAAUUUCCCUACAGCAAAUCCUACAGGCUCAGGGGAGAAAGGGUCCCCAGGAGCAGUGGAAGUUAUCAGGGAGUCCAGCAGCACAACAGGAAUGGUUGUGGGAAUCGUGGCAGCAGCUGCUCUUUGCAUCCUGAUUCUCCUCUACGCAAUGUACAAGUACAGGAACAGGGAUGAAGGGUCCUACCAGGUGGACCAAACCCGGAACUACAUCAGCAACUCAGCACAGAGUAACGGUGCUGUGGUUAAAGAAAAGACAGCACCUGCCACUAAAACAGCUGGUAAGAGUAAGAAAAAUAAGGACAAGGAGUAUUAUGUGUGAAACUAUAAUAUGGACUCUCCCAAAUGUGGGAGUAUGGUUGAGCAACAUCUAACCAGCCAUUUAAUGGAGAUACCAGACUGACCCCAUGCUGUGACCAAUCAUUGACUAAGCAAAAGUGACUAAGCCCCAGGUCAACAGUUGGCUGUCACCUUAAUCAACUAUUCAAAUGCUUAAACAACUGCCAACUGUUAAAACCCAAUUACGGGUUAUCCAGACAUUAACCUUUGGUCAGCCAUUUGAAUGUCAAAAUAAGUCAACCUACUGUACUGUAUCUACAGUAAGCAAGGAAGCAUUCAUGGACAUAUCUGCUGUUAUUCAAAAUCAUCUGGCAGUGGAUGAACACCAACCAGUCUUUUACUAUUUGACCAUGAUCUGACCAUCUGUUGAAACAAUCCUGUGCCCAGUCUCUCAACCAAACUUUUUAUUUCAACCUUAAACAGGAAAAACACCUCUUGCUCAUUCAUGUUCAUUUCUUCCUCUUC